UCUCCCCCAGAAGUUGUUAGAGAUUUCCCAAUUCCUUUGCUUCGAUAUCAUAUUACUUCCUUGUUUGUAAUUUCAACUGCCAAUGACAGCAACGCUCAUAUCUGCUUACAUAGCAACGUUCAUAAAUGAACAAAGCCAAACGAACAAUCCCGUAAUCGACGCCCGAAACGCCCGUUCAGAAUGGAUUAUGCUAAGAUGGCCAUUUUCAUUUUGCUAGCUUUCUCCUGCCUAAGUUAUACCGACGGCGGAUGUCUUCCACAGGAUUGUCAGGUGAGUUCUUGGACCUAUUGGAGCUCGUGCUAUGGUGAGCGAUGCGGUGGACGAGGAGUCCAAAGACGAACAAGAUGGAAAGACAUCGUCCCAAGCUGUGGAGGAUCAGAAUGUCCGACUUUGGAGGAAACACGGUCGUGUGGCAGUGAACUCACAAGCUGCCUCAACGGAGGGCGUUUGAAUGACGAUGGAACAUGCUCCUGUGCCAACGGCUAUUCUGGACAAUGCUGUGAAGUGAAACCUGACGGUAUAGUCAGAAAACGUUUUCUUUGCUUACACAGAAAUUUUAAAUCUAUUAAUCUCUAUUUCAAAUUCGUAUUCACUCUUUCUCAUUCAUUUGGAACUGAAACGAUAAAUACGUUCAUAGACUCUCGUAGUUCCCUCGAAAACUCAUACUCGAUUCCAGACCAAAAUGGGCGAAGUCUAUAUCCGUUUUCAGUCCGAAAUGGCGCAGAAACCCUACCCUUUGGGGCAGCACAUACCUAUAUGUAUAUGAUUUAUAGAAGAAAGUACCCCCCGUUGGGUUAUAUAACUUUCGAGGAUUCACUGAUCUCGUUUUAAUCCAUUUUCUCCCAGUUCCUACGGCUACAGAGAGCACUAUUCGCUAGGCGUUUCUUGCACAAGCAUCCUUGCCACAAUGCGGUCUCAAAAUUGUGAAUAAUAUUUGAAUCGAGAUUCUUAGUCUUUAUUUCAGACUAAAAGAAGCAAAACGAUUUGUUGGGGGUUCUAAUCAAGACCGAAGUUUUUACUAGUCGCGAAGCGUCGUGUACAAAGUUCUGUGCGCGUAUAAAGGUGGCUUAGGCGCCCACUCAGACUUACGCUUUGUCACGCGUUCUUGCCCACUGAAUCCUUUUUCUUUGUUUGCAAAUCACGUGCAAAUUAUUACCGCAGAGCCAAUCGGCGCCAAGACAUUGUUUAAUAAAAGGCAAUCAUAAGUAGAAAAUUAAUUAAGUGUUGACAGACCAAACACGACACAGAAGCCCGAGAUAAUGAUACCUGGACUUCGAGUUUUGCUCGAAUAAGAAUAUCGUUCAGAGAUUUUCAUUUUUACAUGGGAUGAAGCGGAGGGUUUUCGCAUAUGCCUCUUAAAGGUUAGAUUUUUAGCUGCCAUUUGCUCACAAAGGUGUUGUUAGGCAAUGGCAGACCCUACGAACAGAGUCUCCUUCGAUCUUCCUAGAUAAGUCGGGAAGAGGAGGGAGACUCUGCCUAUAUACAUCCUCGACUAUUCAUAUUGAGCAUGCUUCAAACAAACAAAGUUGAAAAAAAAACAAAGUUGACUUCAAAGAGUUUGUGAUUGGUGGAUUUCGAUCCGUUUUUUGUGUUUCAAGGUUCGUUGCUUGUAAGCAGGACCCGUCGUGGGUACUGCCAUGUAUGGACUAUAUAGGUAUGUGCCGCUGUGAAGGGUAUGGUUUUCAAGCAGUUUACUCUAGGAUAGGGUAUAUAAAUCAGAACGUUUGGGUCUAGAAUAGGGACGGUAUCAUUUUUUCAGGAAACUGAUCAGUUGGUUGAAGAUUUUAUCUAGACUAGGGAUUGUGGUAUAAGGUUUUGUUUUGGCUAGACUGUGCUAGUGACCUCAGAAGUUUCCGGAAAACAGCUGCUCUAGGAUAGGGGGAUUUGGGGAGUUUACUCUAGUAUAGGGUAGCAAAAUUCAGCUGAACUAGCUCUGGUAUAGGUUAAGUGUUCCAGGGUCCCAGCGGCACAUCCCCACCUAGAAAUUCCUAAAGUGCCCCCCACCGCUCCCCGGGAAGCAGGAUUUUAAAUCUCGGAGUUUGUGUCUUAAUAUUGAAAAGGGCAGUAAAAAUCUUGAAUUUUUAAUUCUUUGUUAUAAAUGUAGGAAAAUCAAGUAGCACUCGAAAAGUAAACCAGAAGUGACGAAUGCUUGUUGAAUACUAAAAGCAUCGAUUAUUUAAAUGUAGCUUAGAUUCUUUAGUCUCAUGAUCGUAUUUUAAAAUAAUGUUAUGAAUGAGCAAACACAAAAGAAUAGACAGAGAAAUUUUUUUAACAAAAUUUUAUUCAAAAACCCAUUAGUUUAUCCUUAAAACACUUCGCGUAAACUAGCACAUCGUGGAUCAGUUCACGCAAUCGGCUGAGCACAUGGUUAAAUCUAACUGGCAAAAUCCAUCUCAAAUCGGGGUGCAUUUUCUAAUUUUUCUGAAAAGGACUAGCGCUCCGCUGCAGUUUACUAAACGUUGAAUCGAUAAUCGAUAAUUUUCUUAAAAUCACUUCGUGAAAAUCGAAACGGCGGCGAAUUGUUUUGUUACAGAGCGUGGGCGCAGGGAAAGUCAGCAAUACUCCAGAAUAGGCGUGCGUGCACAGAUAAAACUGGUUUAUCCAGUAUGAAACUUGUCUGACUCAUCCAAAUCGCGGGAUGAUCGGCAAAUCGGAGGAAUUUGAAGAGUCGCUUCUUCUUUCCCGACUUAUCUAGGAAAGAUCGAAGCGACUCUGCUAGUAGGGUACAGCAGGGUGGUACGUGGGUUGUAAAGUCUUUAACGAAUUUUCGGAGAUAUAUCAACUAACUUCUGAGAUAGGUUCUCGAUUUGGAUUUCGGGUAGGAGUUUUGAAUUAGGAUUCGAGUUGGAUAUUUUGACCUCAACCUCUUCUUGUGCCUAAAGAAAUAACUAUUAAAGCAGAAGAUCACUGAAUUUCAUGCGCAGAGCAUCUAUCGCACUUGAAUUGUACACAGUAUGCGUUUAAUAGAGCUGAAGACAAUAAGGGACUGUUUACGUAGAAGGAGGAAGAUCCUAAAAAAAGCGCAAGGAAGAUCCUAGAAUGUGGAACAACUUUUCGUUGGUUUUACCGUAUGCCGGGACCGUAUGCAGAAAUUUCCGUCCGUGAUUACUCACUCAACAACUUGCCGCUAUUUUAGUCUGGUUUGUCCCUUGUAGUAGGAUCUCCCUAGCGAAAGCAGUUCACACGGUGUUCAAAUAGACUAAAUAGGAUCUUUCUAGUACUUGGAUCUUCCUUCCUCUAAGCUAUGAAGAUUCUAGUACUAGGAAGAUCCUAGCGCUAGGAACAAGUACAACUUUUUGCAUGUAAACCUACUACAGAAAACAUAUGGUGCUAGGAUGUUCCACCUCCUGGAAUAUCUGGAAUCUUCCCGGUGCUAGGAUCAGCUACCUCCCCUUAUGUAAACAGCCCCUAAUAACUCGUUGGGACGACUCCGGAACAGAUACCCGCGACUGCCAGGUAAAGGUUUAAUACAUAAUUAAAGAAAUGAUUUUUGGAAAAGUUACCACUUUUAAUCCUCGUAUUAAAAUGCCCGAGGCCUCUUGAUACAGAUUUGACUGUGAUUCGAAUCCUAACUCGAAAUUCAACUGGAAUCCUGACUCGAAAAUUCAUCUCGAAACUCCAUUCAAAAUCCAAGUCGAAAUCCUAACUCGGCAAAUAGUUAUAGCUUAGCUAGUUUGUUGUUUUCUUUUUUUUAAGUGCUAACGAAGUAACAUACUGGUUUCUUUUGUCAGGUGGUGGCAGCAGAGUUUCAGUUACUGUAAUUGUCGGUGGAGCUUCCGGUGGCUGCAUUGGAACCAUAAUCUUUUUUUGCAUUAUAUGCUAUUGCUGUUGUAAAUGAAAUGCAUUGCGUGCAAUAGUGACUCAUUCGGGUGAAUAGCUCCCAAACACAAUGAUCGUUGACCAUAGAUCAAGCAAACUUUAAUUAACAUCUUAACUUUAUAAGAUCUUAUGUAGAUUUUCAUGCGUGAUAAGUAAGGCCCUUGAUAUGACAAUGAAUUUUAUUCUCAUGCAAAUAUGACUAAUUUCCAUAACAAAGGUUUUGCACAUAGCCUCGUUCUAAAAGUAGGAACUUUUGGAAUUCGCGAACGGCCUUUUCGCUCCAAAAACUUGUCCCGCCUUAGAUUAGCCAUUUCUAUUUGCGGGCAUGUCAAACUUGUAACUGUUUCUGAAAAGCAAUAAUUAAUCACUGUGUGCUUGAAUGUGUGUACGUACAGGAGACGUUAACUUCAAAAGAUUGUUUUCCUCUGUAGAACUUAAGUCCUCAUCUUUGAAUACAGGAGCUAGUUUAACGGCGGCAACAUAAAUCUUAACUGUCAUGAGUAUUCAAUUUUUCUUCCCUUGGUGAUUAGCCUUUGCGAACCUUCCUCCAGGAACAUUUUUAGUUCGCAGUAUUUUUUAAAUAUUGCGCCUC
Porites evermanni is the source of this 4411-nucleotide messenger RNA. Lineage: Eukaryota; Metazoa; Cnidaria; Anthozoa; Scleractinia; Poritidae. The record is from the annotation of a GenBank genome assembly.